GUUUGUCCGAAGAGGCCGACGCGUUGUUUGGCGUCGGGGAAGCGCCGAGGAGACUGGGGAAAAGUCGCUGGGGUUUUUGGGUCUUUCGGCGUAUAUUAUCCCCAGCUGUGCCCAGCGUCGCGCCCUAGUCCCCCUCCCCCUUCAUCUCCUUCCUUCACGACCCCCGGACCCGGAUUUCAUAGCUCAUCCACUCACCACUAGACCGCGCCCGUCACUUAUUCUAAAAUGGCUAUCAUGACUAUGUCUGCAGGCCCCUCCGCGCUCAACCCUGCCUCUGUGAGGCCAUACGCAUCGUCCCCGCUCGUUUCGAACGCGUCCUCGCGGCAAACUCGGUCACUCGGAGCUGCACCGUCGUUCCCCGUAUCGCGGCCACUGCGGCCCUUCCCCUCUAUCGCCAACACCAUGUCUCCCGGCCUGUCACAGCGGUCAGGGGCCCAGGGAGGGAAGAGACAGGUCAAGAUCAUCGAGCCGCCUGCGAACACCAAGUGUGCGUUCGUCCUCAACCUCACACAAGCGGAGUUCAGCCGGCAGGAGUGAAUGCGUCCGAGAGAUGCCCAUACCCCGGUCUGACUAUUUAUGUGACGACUCGACGUCCAUCGCUUUGCCCAUCCACUGUACUCAUAGACACGACCUGCCUGAGCGUUACUUGAUGGAGCUUCUACGUGUGUUGCUUUAUGAGCUUCCUACUCCGCCCCUUACACUUCACGUCUCGCGUGGCUCCCCUUCUUUUCCACCUUCUCUGGGAGUCUUGGGUUCUCUGGGUUUCAUGAUAUUUGUUGUAGAAUGUGACAUACCGCGCACGACGGGCAUACAUAGUAGCAUACAACGCAACAUUGCAGUGUAAUCAUAACUGCGAUUCCAAACAUCACAGCCGCGGUAUACCCGGGCGACGGGACCCGCAUAAUGACUCGCGUUUGCUCGCCGCAAGACCGUAGUUAUGCA
Molecule: messenger RNA, 942 nt
Organism: Rhodofomes roseus
Lineage: Eukaryota; Fungi; Basidiomycota; Agaricomycetes; Polyporales; Fomitopsidaceae
Exons: 3
Coding region: 226-537 (103 amino acids)
Source: RefSeq, a predicted model, not a curated record